ACUACCUUGGGCUUCACAUUGAGCGAGAUGUGGAGAAGCGGUGGAUGCGAGUGCAUCAAAAGAAGUACUUGGAGGCCUUGGCUGCAAACUUUGGGAAGAGUGAAGGUCAUGUGGCUACUCCUCUACCCUCAGGGUUCAAGUGUGUGAAAGGACCAGCGGAGGAAAGUGUUGGUGAAGUGGCAUUGGGUGAGGAGCAUGGUAACCGCGGGUGAAGUGGAGUUGCACUAUGUGAAGACGACGGCGCAGCCUGCUGAUAUGAUGACCAAGAGGCUGGUUGAGCAGCAGCAUUGGAACGGCGGUGGCUGUGGUUUUGGAGCGGCAAAUGGCGGCCCUUCGAAUUGACGAAGGCGAACCGGUGGAGGACGGAGUGCAGAAAUUCUUCGACUUGUUGACACGGCUUGAAGGAGCUGACCUGAACUACAGCCAAGAGGGCAGAGGAGCAAGGGGAGGAAGAGGCAGAGGUCGUGGAGGCCGUGGUGGUCGUGGAAGCGAAGCGGCAUGCAUGAAAGGUGGAGACUACGAGACGGGCCCGAGUGAAGAUCGAUACCCGGGCCAAUUCUUCUUUGUCUCCACGCAAGCGGCAGCUGCAGCAGGAGGUGUGGAAGGCUUUGAGGAGCCAGCUACUGUGGGAAAGGCAUGUGAAUCCAAGGAGAGUGGUGCAGCAGCCAAAGGUGGUGGAAAUGAGGAGGAGAAUCAUAAGAUCAGCAAAGCAGCAGCGGCGAAGGAGAAAGGAGAGAGCUUGUGGGGCACAAUUGCGAGUGCUGCUUUCUCCAACCCGACCUCCGCUACGGGAGAGUGUGAUUGGCUGACCUUGCAUCGGCGAAUGGGGCAUGUGGCAUUGCCCAUUUUGCAGCAGAUAGUCAAGCAAGACAUGCUUGGAGCUGCUGGAGCUGAGUACUUCCUCACCAUUGUGGACGUCUACACUCGCAUGACUUGGGUAUAUGUGCUGCCCAAGAAGAGUGACGUGGCUGAAACGGUGAAGACCGAUUGGUUGCCGAUGGUGGAGCGGCAACAAGACCGACUUGUGAAGGCGAUUCGCACUGACCGUGGGGGAGACAGCACUAUCACAAGGCAAUCUCCUCAAAUGAAUGGGGGAGAAGAGGAGGAGGAGGUGCAGCAAGGUGAUGAGCGUACACCGUCACUUCCGCCUCGUGCUACAAGUGCUCGCGGGAACCGAGCAGAUUUGCAGCAACGCCAUGAGAGCAUCCAAGUCCCUGCAGUAGAGGAGGAAGGAAGGGGGAGAAGGAGGACUCAGCCCCCCAAUAGACUUGUAGCCAAGGGGUACCAGCAGCAGGAGAAGAAGGACUACAAUGAAGUAUAUGCUCCUGUGGUGAAGGGUACAACCCUUCGAACCCUCUUCGCCGCGGCGGCCAUCAAAGGAUGGGUGGUGAAGCAAAUGGAUAUCGUAACGGCCUUCCUCAACGGAGUUUUGGAGGAAGAGACCUACAUGGAGCAGCCAGAGGGGUACAAUGAUGGGAGUGGCAGAGUGUGGAAGCUGAAGAAAGCACUCUAUGGCCUCAAGCAAGCCCCUAGGCAAUGGUACAUCAAGCUGCGGGAAGUCUUGGAGGCGAUCGGGUUCAAGUGUGUGAAAGGACGAGCGGAGGAAAGUGUUGGUGAAGAGGAGAGGCGCCGUUUUCAUUCCUUGGUGGGCAGCCUCAUGUAUGCGGCCGUUCACACAAGGCCGGAUGCAGCCUUUGCUACCGGACAGCUAGCUAGGGUUGUCCAAUGCCCUAAUGAAGAGCAGGUAGCAGCUGGAGAGAGGGUGGCCAAGUACCUUGGCCAAACAGCAACUGUUGGACUGCAAUACUCCGCGGCGGCACAAAGGCGUCAAAAGGGUGCAGAUGGAGUCGAACCCGGGAGGCUCUUUCUCACCGCCUUCUCUGAUGCAUCUUGGGCAUCAGAACCAGAGGACAUGACAAGUGUGGGAGGCUUCAUCUGCUGUGUUGGUGGAGGACCAACAGCUUGGGAGAGCAAGAAACAAUGAGUUUUUACAACUCGCAUGUCAAGUCGUCGUUUGCGUGUCGCAUGUGUUUUUCUAUUUUGUCAAGUGUGAAGUGUCCAUCGUGUCGCAGGUGUGUGCAGCAAGCCCCCAUCAACUCAAGAAGAAUUUAUCUUGAAGAACCAAGACCAAGAGCUCAAGAUUUCAAGCCCAAGGGACGCGGAUAAAUAUUAAAUAGUGAAAAUAGUA
This is a messenger RNA of Closterium sp. NIES-67, 2188 nucleotides long. The record is from the annotation of a GenBank genome assembly. NCBI's taxonomy places the organism in Eukaryota, Viridiplantae, Streptophyta, Zygnematophyceae, Desmidiales, Closteriaceae.